Molecule: messenger RNA, 1596 nt
Organism: Tremella mesenterica DSM 1558
Lineage: Eukaryota; Fungi; Basidiomycota; Tremellomycetes; Tremellales; Tremellaceae
Exons: 4
Coding region: 1-1596 (531 amino acids)
Cellular component (GO): fungal-type cell wall
Molecular function (GO): acid phosphatase activity
Source: RefSeq, a predicted model, not a curated record
AUGCUCCUCUCUGCCCUCGUUGCGACAUGUCUUCUGACCCCCUCCUAUGCUGCUCCCAUCGACGGGCAAGCCCCCCUUUUUGUUCCUACCAUACACAACCAUCUCGACCCUCUGAAGCAUCUCUCCGCCAUCUCUCCCUUCUAUAUCCCUUUCGAACAACCUGCUCCACUACCACCUCAUUGCUCCCUCACCCGUGUUUCCCUGCUCAUCCGACAUUCUGCUAUCAUGGGCAAUGACGACGAAUUCGAACAAACCAUGUCUCCCUUCAUCCAAAAAGUCCGCAACAUCUCGACAUCUGAGCCACAUCUUCUCCCUUCCUCCGGCCCUUGGGCCUUUUUACGGCAGUGGGAAACCCCCAUCGUAGAGAAGACUUUGGAGGAGAUAUCACCUCGCGGUCGGAAAGAUGCGAAACAUCUAGGCAAAUACAUCAGGAAACAGUAUAACUCCCUCUUUCCUCCACGUACCCGUCGGGGGUCAAACAGUCAAACCCCAAAAGAAGGUGUGGAGGGAGUGAUAAAAGGUGGAAAACCGAGUUACAAAGUUUGGACGGCUUCCAGUGGGAGGGAUAUCGAUACUGCCAAAGCUUACAUCCUCGGUAGCUUCCCCAGUCAUCAAAGUGGAGAUGAUGGUGAGGGAGAUGGCGAUGUGGUACAAUUGAUCGAAGUUCCUAAUCAUGCUAAAGAAUGGGAGAAGAGUUUGACACCUCAUAAAGCCUGUGAUAGGUUCGAAAAGGAGUCUUCGUUGAAGCCUGCGAAUCAGUGGUUGGCGGUCUACGCUCCGAGAGUCAGACAGAGAUUGAAGAGGUAUAUUCCGGACUUGGUAGAGAGAUUAAAUGAUCAGGACAUUCUGGCUAUGCAGAUGCUUUGUGGCUACGAAACUAUCGCUGCCGGCAAAUCUCCCUUUUGUCACGUGUUUACCGACUCGGAGUGGCUUGACGUGGAGUAUUACUUCGAUGUUCGAUUCCACUACAUGAUGGGGUACGGUUCCCCUCUUGCGCCAUAUUUAGGAAUGCCAUGGGUUAAAACGGCCAAGCAUCUUUUAGAAGGGGAAGGGGACGACGGGAAAGGGGAUCAUCUUGUAUAUGAAGGGUCUUUUAAAGGCAAAGGGAAAUUACCUGGACCAAGGGUACCUCCUAAUGCUACACAUAGUCAAUUACUUCAUCCCCACUUUACUCACCGUGAAUCGCCAGCUUUCGUCUCUACCUUUCUCAACCUCUUCAAUUCUACUCAACUACCCCAUCCGGCAUCGGAAGAACCUCCCCUUGAUCGGAGAGUUGACAACCGUCAAUGGCGUACAUCGCAUAUUUCCUCUUUUCUGGGUCAUAUCGCAUUAGAGCGAUUCAGCUGCAAACCGACGUUUUCAGAGCCCAUGUUGUCUUCCCUCAAGAAUGAGAUAGAUGUAGACGAAGAUGUAGAAAGUCAGUCGAGUCACAAGAAGAAAGCAGACUACGUCCGUGCGGUGGUCAAUGGAAAACAUGAGAUCAUGUAUGGAUGUCAAGAUGGUGUGGAGAAUUCGUGCAAGUGGGAGACAUUCCGAGAAUGGGUGGAUAAGAGGGGUGAGAAAUGGGGUGAUUGGGCGGGAGUAUGCAAUAAGUAG